Molecule: messenger RNA, 927 nt
Organism: Poecilia latipinna (sailfin molly)
Lineage: Eukaryota; Metazoa; Chordata; Actinopteri; Cyprinodontiformes; Poeciliidae
Product: olfactory receptor 10R2-like
Exons: 1
Coding region: 1-927 (308 amino acids)
Biological process (GO): G protein-coupled receptor signaling pathway; detection of chemical stimulus involved in sensory perception of smell
Cellular component (GO): membrane
Molecular function (GO): odorant binding; G protein-coupled receptor activity; olfactory receptor activity
Source: RefSeq, a predicted model, not a curated record
AUGAACUCAACUCAGGUUUCAUAUUUCACUCUGGGAGCUUACAUUGAUGAAAAGCUCUUCAGAUACCUGUUUUUCACCAUCCUCCUGGUCCUGUAUGUCCUGAUUAUCGGCUCCAACGUCCUGCUGAUCGUGUUGAUCUGUGUGAACCGGAGCUUACAUGAACCCAUGUUCCUGUUCCUCUGCAGCCUGUUUGUGAACGAACUGUACGGUAGUUUGGGUUUGUUCCCCUUCCUGCUGGUCCAGAUCCUCUCUGACGUUCACUCCGUUUCUGCUCCGCUCUGCUUCCUGCAGAUCUUCUGUGUUUCCUCUUAUGUAGCUGUUGAGUUUUUUAACCUAGCAGUCAUGUCUUACGACCGAUACCUGGCCAUCUGUCAUCCUCUGCAGUAUCACUCCCUGAUGACAGUAAGGAAGGUUUCUGUUCUGACUGCAGCUGCAUGGUUCACUGCUUUUAUUUUUAUGGUUUCUAUAACAUCUUUGAGUUUUCCUCUUCAGCUCUGUGGAAACUUUAUUAACAAAGUUUACUGUGACAACUAUUCUUUAGUUAAACUGGCCUGUUCAAAUACUGCAGUCAAUAAUAUCUAUGGACUUGCUGCCGCUGCUCUCAUCAUCUUUGUUCCUCUUGUUUUGAUCCUCUACACCUACCUGAGGAUCCUGCAGGUUUGUUUUUCUGGGUCCAAACAGACCCGGCAGAAAGCCGUCAGCACCUGCACGCCCCACCUGGCCUCCCUGUUAAACUACUCUCUGGGGGUUUGCUUUGAGCUGCUGCAGAGCAGGUUUAACAUGGACCGUGUUCCAAAUUAUGUAAGAAUAUUUUUAUCCCUGUACUUCCUGACAUGUCAGCCGCUGCUUAACCCUGUGAUGUACGGACUGAACCUGUCCAAAGUACGCAACGUGCAGAAAAGUCUCUUUUCUAUUAAAAGGAGGUGA